UUAUAGCGCUGGGGGGCGCCUGUUUCCAAGAUGGCGGCUCGUGGAAGUCGGCUGGCGCUUGCGGGGGUCCGGUUUUAUAACGCGCGGCCGCUGCGGCGGCAGCUUGGCGGGGUAUACCUGCCGGACCCUGCCGACCCUCAAACGCCGGCCUUCCAGUUGACGGCGGCCUACAAGGCCAAGUUGUUCGGGCGUUAUGGCGCGGCCUCUGGCGUCGAUCCGGCCCACCUCUGGCCCACGCCGGAGCGACUCCAAGAGAUGGAAGCUGAGGAAAGGACCUGGCACCCGCCGCUGAGGGAAAUGGAGGCGGCGCUUGAGGAAAAGGAGCAGGCGGCCGAAGCGAAGAAGCGCCAGAGAGAGGAGCUCAUUGCUGCAAAAAUGGCCAAGAUGCCCCAGAUGAUUGCAGACUGGAAGCAGGAGAAGCAGCUGCGCAAGGCCAAGGAGCGUGAAGAAAAAGAACGGAGGGAGCGGCUACUAGCCGAGGCCCGUGAGCGCUUUGGCUACAACCUGGAUCAUCGCAGCACCCAGUUCCAAGAGAUGGUGCAGGAGAUGGAGAAGACUAGACGGAAGGAGCUGAAACUGCAGAAGAAGAAGCAGAGAGAAGAGACCUUGGCCAAAAAAGCAAUGGAAAGAGCAGCAGCAGCAGCUGAUGCUGCUGCCUCAGCCCUAGAAAAAGAGGGUGAGGCGGUUGCGACAGAAGUCUUGCACCCGGUCACAUAGACUGUUGGUCAUCGGUCUCUGAAAUAAGUGCAGCCUCCAAGUUGUGACUCCACAUAGUUCCUAAAGGCCCGGCGCAUUUGUUGCAAUUCUGAUGAUCUUUUAAGACCAGUUCCCAACUCUGCAAAUAGGGAUGUUAUGGUCAUAACAGAAUAUUCUGGGUUGUUUUUGACCAAAUUGGAUACUGAAAAUGGAUUUUGCGUACAAAUGCCUUCCUUGGUCAUGCCUCUGAAUUCUUUACACUUUCUGCUAGUGAAUACUGACGAUGAUGCUUCCAAACUUUGGCUUCUUUCUGUCCCAGUGUCCUCAGCUAGUUCUGUUCCCACUGACUAGCUGGAUGAAGUGCUGCGUGCAGUUAAAUAAACAUAUCUGGAAUUUUAA
Messenger RNA from Elgaria multicarinata webbii, 1095 nucleotides. It is a transcript of the gene GADD45GIP1, whose product is annotated as GADD45G interacting protein 1. NCBI's taxonomy places the organism in Eukaryota, Metazoa, Chordata, Lepidosauria, Squamata, Anguidae. The record is from RefSeq and is a predicted model, not a curated record. Bases 31 to 717 code for a protein of 228 amino acids. Gene Ontology annotation, cellular component: mitochondrion; nucleus. The transcript has 2 exons.